Molecule: messenger RNA, 515 nt
Organism: Emiliania huxleyi CCMP1516
Lineage: Eukaryota; Haptophyta; Isochrysidales; Noelaerhabdaceae
Exons: 4
Coding region: 197-499 (100 amino acids)
Source: RefSeq, a predicted model, not a curated record
GUUCGCAGAGCUUGCCCAGCACCCCUCCAUCGCCGCGGCGGCCAAGGCGCUGCUCGGCCCAAAGCACUACCUCGAGAAGUGCGGGCUGGUGGUGUCGCAUCCUGGCGCGACGGCGCAGCGGCGGGCGCAUGGGCACGCCUCGCCUGCUUGCCUGGUGCACUGUUGAGGAGUCGCUGGAUGGGCCCACAGGUGGCACAUGGACACGCCGCACCUCUUUGCGUGCCGAGAGCACCUGCCGCCGCACUCGCUGUCUGUCUUUGUGCCGCUGUGCGACCUCCGCCCCGCCAACGGGCCCACCGAGUUCCACCUCGCGUCGCACAUCAAGGCCAACCUGGUCCGCCCGCCGAGCCGUGCGGCCGCCUGCUGCCCCGCCGGCUCGUGCGUGCUGUACGACCCGAGGGUGAUGCACCGCGGAGGGGCGAACGAGAGCGAGGGGGAGCGGGCACUCGUCUACCUCACCCUCUCCCGCGUCUGGUACAGAGACACGCUCAACCCGUGACCAAUCGGGGCGGGCC